This is a messenger RNA of Aricia agestis (brown argus), 645 nucleotides long. RefSeq names its product larval cuticle protein A2B-like (gene CPR72). NCBI's taxonomy places the organism in Eukaryota, Metazoa, Arthropoda, Insecta, Lepidoptera, Lycaenidae. The coding region runs from base 93 to 614 and encodes 173 amino acids. The transcript has a single exon. The record is from RefSeq and is a predicted model, not a curated record. Gene Ontology annotation, cellular component: extracellular matrix.
UACUAGAGCACGUUCUAGUGAAGGCAAACUAUAAAUACGACUCACCGAGUGAUUGUCAACAGAAACCUUAUUGCCCUUAUUCGAAAUUCAACAUGAUUAAACUAGCAAUUUUUUUCGCGUGUGUUGUCUAUGGAUAUGCCAUUAUAGUGACAGAUGCGCCGCCCGUGAAGCCAGAGUACAAAUAUUCGUACGAAAUCGUGGACCCGACAACAGGAGAUACGAAGAGUCUGCAUGAGAUCAAGCAUGGGAAUGUGGUGACCGGCUCCUACUCGGUGGUGGACCCUGAUGGGACUAAGCGCAUAGUGGACUACACAGCAGACGCUAAGCACGGCUUCCAAGCUGUCAUCCGAAGUGAGCCAACUAUCAGAAGAAAAGGUGUCCCAUAUUCGAGUUUGUAUCAAGCGCAUAACUUUCGUCAUCCGUACGUUUUGAAGACUCAGAACUUUCACGAGCCGUACGCAAAGAUUCCAAAUUUGAAUGAGAAUGACAGGUUUUUAUCGUCGAACGAGGUGCACGAUGCGAGAGAUCCGAGGUAUUUUAGCCCCGGCAAAGGCCCUGAUGCUGAAGAGAGGUUUGACCAUGGAGAAUACUUCAAGCCCAAUUUCCGCCAUUAGAGACUUUAGUGGUUAAAAUUGUCAAGUAUUU